Brassica napus (rape) is the source of this 2037-nucleotide messenger RNA. Its product is annotated as serine carboxypeptidase-like 19. The transcript has 15 exons. Gene Ontology annotation, molecular function: serine-type carboxypeptidase activity; acyltransferase activity, transferring groups other than amino-acyl groups. Gene Ontology annotation, biological process: secondary metabolic process; proteolysis. Bases 420 to 1814 code for a protein of 464 amino acids. Lineage: Eukaryota; Viridiplantae; Streptophyta; Magnoliopsida; Brassicales; Brassicaceae. The record is from RefSeq and is a predicted model, not a curated record.
GCUUACGUGGGGGAAGACUUGUCAAGAUAAAUAUAAAAUAGAAUGGGUGUGUUGUCUUCUUCUUCUAUGCAGUCACAUAGAUUAAGGUUUGAAUUGAUGACGGUUAUGCUCGUGAGAGAAUUGUUGGUUACAAUAAGACAAAUUGUAAUUUAGUUAUUAUCAGCUUGUUAAAAGAUAAGACAAACGAGAGAAAAACGAAGAACAGACAGACCAAACAAAACGGUCCAACCGGUCCGGUUAACAAAACACUGAAAAAGGCGCCAACACGCUUGUUACGUAAACGGUAGCCACGUUUCGAGCACUGCGUUUGCUAAUUUGUCUUCACUGAAAUUCGCAGUGUUCUUUCUUCGCAUUUCGGUUUAUGUUUCGUUGAGCUACUGAUUUGCAUGCAAGGCUAGUGACACUAAGAAGCGGAGAAAAUGAGAAAUAUUUACUUUCUAGUCUUAUUUCUGUUGAGCAUCUUGAUCUCCAUACAUGCUUCUUUGCAUGUGAAGUAUCUUCCUGGUCUUGAAGGUCCUCUUCCUUUUGAGCUCGAGACAGGGUAUGUGAGUGUUGGUGAAUCUGGAGAUGUUGAGCUCUUCUACUACUUUGUGAAAUCAGAGAGAAAUCCAGAUAAAGAUCCUCUCAUGAUUUGGCUCACUGGUGGGCCUGGAUGCAGCUCCAUUUGUGCUUUACUCUUUGGAAAUGGUCCAUUGGCAUUUAAAGGGGAUGUGUAUAAUGGGACAGUGCCUCCUUUAGAGCUAACAUCUUAUUCUUGGACAAAGGUGGCUAACAUUUUAUAUUUGGAAUCUCCUGCUGGUUCUGGAUAUUCUUAUGCCAAAACUCGGCGUGCUGCUGAGACGAGCGACACCAAACAACUUCACCAAAUCGACCAGUUCCCUAGGAGUUGGUUUGUGGAUCACCCUGAGUUCAUAUCAAAUCCAUUUUAUGUUGGUGGAGAUUCAUACUACGGGAAGAUUGUUCCAGGAGUUGUGCAACAGAUUUUACUUGGAAAUGAGAAAGGUCUCACACCACUGAUAAAUAUUCAGGGAUAUGUUCUUGGAAACCCUACGGUAAGUGCAAACUUUGAAUCAAAUCAUAGAGUUUCAUUUGCGCAUCGGAUGGGACUGAUUUCAGAUGAGCUCCACGAGUCACUUGAAAGAAAUUGUGGAGGCAAAUUCUUUAACGUAGACCCAAGUAAUGCAAAAUGCUCAAAUGGUCUUCAAGCUUAUGAUCAGUGUAUCUCAGAGAUAUACAUAGAGCAGAUUUUGUUACCAAACUGCAAAGUAGAUUAUGUCUUACCAGACAUAUCACUACCUAACAUCAGAACCAGUAGAAGAAGAGAACUCAAGGAGUUUUCAGGAAAUGAUUCAUCAUCAUUGCCUCCUCCUAGAUGCUUCACUUAUAGUUAUUUUCUGUCUGCCUUUUGGGCAAACGAUGAAAAUGUACGAAGCGCUUUAGGCGUGAAGAAGGGGUUUGGAAAAUGGAGUAGAUGCAACACCCUAAACAUACCAUAUACAUAUGAUAUUCACGAUGCCAUUCCAUAUCACGUUAACAAUAGCCGUAAAGGCUUCCGCUCUCUCAUCUACAGUGGCGAUCAUGAUAUGAUGGUACCUUUCUCUUCAACUGAAGCAUGGAUCAAAUCUCUCAACUAUUCCAUUGUUGAUGACUGGAGACCUUGGAUGAUGACUAGCAAUCAAGUUGCUGGAUAUACAAGGAGCUAUGCAAAUAAGAUGACAUUUGCAACCAUCAAGGGAGGAGGACACACUGCUGAGUAUAAUCAAGACCAAUGUUCACUUAUGUUCAAAAGAUGGAUUGAUGCUGAAUCUCUCUGAAGAUUCUCACUCACUUCUCUCUCUCUCAAAAGUUUUAUGAGUUUUUAUUGUUUUUCGUUUAUGGUUAUUAAGUAAAAAUUUAAUAAUAAUAAUGACCUUUUAUUAUCAUCAACUAGAUCAUGACCCGCCCGACCGGGCGGGUGUUUAUUUUUGUUUCAAAUUUGUUUUGUUUAUAUUCAUGAUUUAUUUGUAUUAGGUAGUCUGUAUUACAUUUAAUAGUAAA